CGCUCUCCAACUCCAACCCAGUUAUCCAACACACACCACCAAGCUGUCUUACACUCUAAUCCUUCACACACCGUAGUUCAGCAACAACUGGUUUGCACUUCUUUCUCAGAACUCCUUCUCCAGCCAUCGCAAUUCUUACCCUAAUAAAUGGCUCCCUUCAACUUCCAACAGCCAUCACCGAAGUUACUCACCUUCACCUUCAAAUGCCAACUGCAAACAUCUAACUACUUUCAGGUUCACUUAGCCGAGAAUCAGAGACUAAUCACUAGAGAUACCGAGACCUACUUUUCCUCACAUCACCACCAACAUGCGUUCCAGCAACGGUACAUCAAGCAGCAGGGCCUCCAACGGUAACACAGGGCGCCACCCUGUUUACCGUGGAGUGAGGCGUAGGAGUAGUGGUAAAUGGGUUUCUGAAAUCCGUGAGCCCAAAAAACCUAACAGGAUUUGGUUAGGGACAUUUGCCACCCCUGAAAUGGCUGCUAUUGCCUAUGACGUGGCAGCGCUUGCUCUUAAGGGUAAGGAUGCUGAGCUCAACUUCCCUAACUCGGCUUCCUCCCUCCCUAUCCCUGCAUCAUCUGCAGCUCACGACAUUCAGAUGGCUGCAGCACUAGCUGCAACCGCUGUCGAAGCAGCGAAUGAUGCACUGGAAGGAAGCCAAGGAGGAAAUGUUUCGGUUUCAUUGGCGGAAGAGUUUUCAGGGGGAAACUUAAAUCACUUUGUGGAUGAGGACUUGAUCUUUGACAUGCCGAAUAUUCUGGUCAAUAUGGCUGAAGGAAUGCUACUCAGCCCUCCUCGUUUUGAUAAUUUUGCUGCUACCGACUAUGAAUACAUGGAUGAAGAUCCUAACCUCUGGGGGUUCCCUAAUUACUAGUUACUACCCAUGGGAUAAUUAAAAGACUUUUUAUAUUACUAAUGCAAAAAUCUUAAGAAGGAAAGGUAAGUAAGCUGUAAUAAUAAAUUAUGGGAGAACUCUUACAUCCAGACUUUGCUUAGACACCAGGAAAGGGUAUGGUGUGUGUGUGGAAAGUGUAUCUUUCUUUCCAUAUGUUUUUUUUCCACCUAGUGUACAGUGGUACCUUCUAGCUAUAGUGAGGUUUGCUGCUGUUGCACCUCAAACUCAAAUAUGUAUGUAAUGUUUAUAUAAUGUGUUAAUUAAAUAAUCUUUUUUGGUCAUUAA
Messenger RNA from Glycine soja, 1180 nucleotides. RefSeq names its product ethylene-responsive transcription factor ERF024-like. The record is from RefSeq and is a predicted model, not a curated record. Lineage: Eukaryota; Viridiplantae; Streptophyta; Magnoliopsida; Fabales; Fabaceae. Gene Ontology annotation, molecular function: DNA-binding transcription factor activity; DNA binding. The transcript has a single exon. Bases 308 to 874 code for a protein of 188 amino acids. Gene Ontology annotation, biological process: regulation of DNA-templated transcription.